Molecule: messenger RNA, 1449 nt
Organism: Myotis davidii
Lineage: Eukaryota; Metazoa; Chordata; Mammalia; Chiroptera; Vespertilionidae
Gene: SLC25A31
Product: solute carrier family 25 (mitochondrial carrier; adenine nucleotide translocator), member 31
Exons: 7
Coding region: 130-1449 (439 amino acids)
Biological process (GO): mitochondrial ATP transmembrane transport; mitochondrial ADP transmembrane transport
Cellular component (GO): mitochondrial inner membrane
Molecular function (GO): ATP:ADP antiporter activity
Source: RefSeq, a predicted model, not a curated record
GCGAUCUCCCAGCAUCCUCAGCGCCGCUUUCCCGCCAGGACGACGCUCAAGCGGUUUUCAGCUUCCCUUAGCCUCUUCCGAACACGUUUCAGCCUUCUGCUGCUGGAUUUUUACGUCCGUCAUCCCACCAUGCAGCGUGACCCUCCGAAGAAGAAGCCGGACAAGAAGAGAGAAAAGCGGUUCUUUGACGCUGUGUCCUUCGGGAAGGACCUGCUGGCUGGCGGGGUGGCGGCGGCCGUGUCCAAGACGGCCGUGGCGCCCAUCGAGCAGGUGAAGCUUCUGCUGCAGGUGCAGGCGUCGUCCAAGCAGAUCUCCCCCGAGAUGCAGUACAAGGGCAUCGUGGACUGUCUGCUGCGCAUUCCCCGCGAGCAGGGUUUCUUCAGUUAUUGGCGUGGCAAUCUUGCAAAUGUCAUUAGGUAUUUUCCAACACAAGCUCUAAAUUUUGCUUUUAAGGACAAAUACAAACAACUUUUCAUGUCUGGAGUUAAUAAAGAAAAACAGUUCUGGAGAUGGUUUUUGGCAAACCUGGCUUCUGGCGGAGCAGCUGGGGCAACAUCCUUAUGUGUAGUAUAUCCACUAGAUUUUGCUCGAACCCGAAUAGGUGUUGAUAUUGGAAAAGGUGCUGCAGAGCGACAAUUCAAGGGUUUAGGCGACUGUAUUAUGAAAAUAGCAAAAUCAGAUGGAAUUAUUGGUUUAUACCAAGGGUUUGGUGUUUCAGUACAAGGCAUCAUUGUGUACCGAGCCUCUUAUUUUGGAGUUUAUGACACAGUUAAGGGCUUAUUACCCAAACCAAAGGAAACCCCAUUUCUUAUCUCCUUUUUCAUUGCUCAAGUUGUGACUACAUGCUCUGGAAUACUCUCUUAUCCCUUUGACACAGUUAGAAGACGUAUGAUGAUGCAGAGCGGUGAGACUGAACGGCAGUAUAAAGGAACUAUAGACUGCUUUGUGAAGAUAUACAAAUAUGAGGGAGGCGUUGCAUUUUUUCGUGGUGCCUUCUCCAAUAUCCUUCGUGGUACAGGGGGCGCUUUAGUGUUGGUAUUAUAUGAUAAAAUUCAAGAAUUCAUUAAUAUUGGUAGUGGAGCAAUAGCAGCAGGAGCUAUAGCCACAAUUGUUGCUAUUGCUGUUGUAGCAUUGAUAGUAGUAAAAAGCAUAAAUUCUUUUAAGUGGACAAAUAAUGACAAUACGAGCACUGGAAAAUUUGGUGAAACCGUCAAUUUCAAGAUUGAAACAAGUAGGAAACAGGAUAAAGAAUCGAUCGAGAAGGAACAGAAAAUAUACGAAUUAGUAGAAGAGGAACAGAGAACAUCCCAAGAAUUGGGUGAGAAGAAACAGGAAACAUCUGACGAGGUGGAUGAGAAGGGCCAGGAAUCAUAUGAAGAAUUGGGCAAGAAGGAACAGGAACCCCAUGAAGAAGUGAACCAGAAGGCACAGGACAGCCACGCUCCGUAA